GCUGCAGCCCUGGUUAAAAUAAUUCUUAAACAAAAGGCACUAAAUGCAGAGCUGAUUAAAAUACAAAAUAUAAAAUUAAAUAGCGUGAUUUACAACAUUCCAAACAAUGACGGACACGGAGGAAACACAAGCUCCCACAACAACAUCAACGACAUCCGUUGCAGCACCCCCCGACAAGGAUUCAGCAAAAAUUUGCAUUCUGCUAAACGCAACUGGCAACGUGCCCAUUAUAAAGAAACGCACAUGGACCGUAGAUCCCAACAAAACAGUCAGUUGGAUACAAAAGUUUAUACACAAAUUCCUCAAACUCGACUCAAACGAAAAAAUUUUUUUAUAUGUAAAUCAAACAUUUGCACCUGCGCCGGACCAGAUCAUCAAAAACCUGUACGAAUGCCAUGGCACCAAUGGUAAAUUGGUUUUAUACUAUUGCAAGAAUCAAGCAUGGGGCUAAACCUGGAUAUGCGGGUGGCUACUUAAAUAAGUAUUUAUUUGUUAACUUUUAUGUUUAUGUUAUGUUAAUUGUAUAGGAAUUGACGCUGGAAAAAUCUUAUAAAUUUCACAUUUUUAUUUCCCUCAAAGAGAGGUCUUAAUUACGACUAUUAAAGGACCACAUUUGAAAACAA
This is a messenger RNA of Drosophila mojavensis, 623 nucleotides long. It is a transcript of the gene Atg12, whose product is annotated as autophagy protein 12-like. The record is from RefSeq and is a predicted model, not a curated record. Bases 107 to 451 code for a protein of 114 amino acids. Gene Ontology annotation, cellular component: cytoplasm; phagophore assembly site membrane; Atg12-Atg5-Atg16 complex. Gene Ontology annotation, biological process: C-terminal protein lipidation; autophagy of mitochondrion; autophagosome assembly. The transcript has 3 exons. NCBI's taxonomy places the organism in Eukaryota, Metazoa, Arthropoda, Insecta, Diptera, Drosophilidae.